Messenger RNA from Puma concolor (puma), 1833 nucleotides. Lineage: Eukaryota; Metazoa; Chordata; Mammalia; Carnivora; Felidae. The record is from RefSeq and is a predicted model, not a curated record.
AUGGCCGCCCCCCCCUCCCAUCUCGCCGGGCUCCCAGGCUCUCCCGGGCCUGGGUCUCCUCCGCCGCCCGGCGGCUUGGAGUUGCAGUCGCCGCCACCGCAGCUGGCCCAGAUCCCAGCUCCGAGCUCCGGGGUCUCCUUCCACAUCCAGAUCGGGCUGACCCGCGAGUUUGUGCUGCUGCCCACCGCCUCCGAGCUGGCCCAUGUGAAGCAGCUGGCUUGCUCCAUCGUGGACCAGAAGGUGUGUGCCUCGGUGGUGAAACUGGGAUUUGAACCCAGCCUCGGCUGCCCGGGCUCAACCUUCCGCCUCCCCCUGCUGCCUGCAGCUUCGGCCACCUUCGAGGACUUCCAGAUCCGCCCCCACGCCCUCACCGUUCACUCCUACCGAGCGCCUGCCUUCUGCGAUCACUGCGGGGAGAUGCUCUUCGGCCUUGUGCGCCAGGGCCUCAAGUGCGAUGGCUGCGGACUGAACUACCACAAGCGCUGCGCCUUCAGCAUCCCCAACAACUGCAGCGGGGCCCGCAAGCGCCGCCUGUCGUCCACGUCUCUGGCCAGUGGCCAUUCCGUGCGCCUCAGCACCUCUGAGUCCCUGCCCUGCAUGGCCGAUGAGCUGAGCCGGAGUACCACCGAGCUCCUGCCUCGCCGGCCCCCGUCCUCCUCCUCCUCCUCUUCUGCCUCCUCCUACACGGGACGCCCGAUCGAGCUAGACAAGAUGCUGCUCUCCAAGGUCAAGGUGCCGCACACAUUCCUCAUCCACAGCUACACCCGGCCCACCGUCUGCCAGGCUUGCAAGAAGCUCCUCAAAGGCCUCUUUCGCCAGGGCCUGCAGUGCAAAGACUGCAAGUUUAACUGUCACAAACGCUGCGCCACCCGCGUCCCGAACGACUGUUUGGGGGAGGCACUCAUCAACGGAGAUGUGCCGAUGGACGAGGCCACCGACUACAGCGAGGCUGACAAGAGCUCCCUCAUGGAUGAAUCCGACGACUCCGGGGUCAUCCCGGGCUCCCACUCGGAAAAUGCCCUCCACGCCAGCGAAGAGGAGGAAGGCGAGGGAGGCGAGGCCCAGAGGUACCCAGCGCACCCUCGGGGGAAGAGGAAGCGGCAUUAUUGGCGUCUGGACUGCAAGUGCAUCACGCUCUUCCAGAACAACACGACCAACAGAUACUACAAGGAAAUUCCACUGUCAGAAAUCCUCACCGUGGAGCCCGCCCAGAACUUCAGCCUUGUGCCACCGGGCACCAACCCCCACUGCUUCGAGAUUGUCACUGCCAAUGUCACCUACUUUGUUGGCGAGACGCCCAGUGGGGCCCCAGGGGGCCCCAGUGGGCAGGGGGCUGAGGCCGCCCGGGGCUGGGAAACGGCCAUCCGCCAGGCCUUGAUGCCCGUCAUCCUCCAGGAUGCGCCCAGCACCCCGGGCCACACACCCCACAACUAUUUAAUUCAUGAAUUUGCUGAGUGUCUUCUCUGUGCCCAUCCUGUGCUGGACAGUACUGGGGACAUAGCUGUGACCAAAACAGCCCAGGGCCUGCCCUCACCUGCUCAGAGUCCAAUCCUGGUGGCCUUGAGACACCUUCACUUCAAGAACAUCGUCCACUGUGAUUUGAAACCAGAAAACGUGUUGCUGGCAUCCGCUGACCCAUUUCCUCAGUAUCUUAGCCCCGCCGUAGGCGCGUCCCCACACCUGGCUGGGGCCCCAAAGUUACAAGCCUCCUGGGGCCCAAGUCACAAGACCAAGUGUCACUACCCGGCCACAACGCUGAAGCCCCCGAAUCCCACUGUCCGUCUCAGGCCUGGCUCCCCUCACUAUGCGCCCCCCAUUCCCACCCGCUUCUAG